AUGUCUAUGCACACCUCUCUCCGUCGCUCCGCGGCCACGAUAUCCAGCUCAACAUCCACUAUCCUCCCUACCCGGCUGCCAGCUUCUCAACUCAAGACUACAACCUUUGUCUGCUCGCAAUGCCGUCACGCCACACUUCUCCGCCGUCCUAAGCGGCCCUACACUUUCACCCAGCUCGUCACCCUCUCCGACGGCAGCGCCUUCACCCACCGCACCACCUCACCCGCCCCCGUCUACCGUUCCACGCGUGACACUCGCAACUCCCUCCUCUGGAACCCGUCUAGCAGCAAGCUGAUGAAUGUCGAGGAGGAUGAGGCCGGACGUCUGGCCGCUUUCCGUGCGCGUUUCGGUCGUAGCUGGGAUGCUAAUGCCCCAGUCGCCGAGUCUACGCCCACCGGGGAUGUGAAGAAGGACGCCGCCACUAAGAAGGCCGAACAAGAGGCUGCUCAGGCCCAGGCUAAGGCGGAUCAAGAGGAGGAAGAUAAUCUGUUGGAUUUGAUCAGCUCGUUUGGCCAGGAGGAGCCUCAAGUUUCGGGAAAGAAGAAGAAAUAA
Penicillium cataractarum is the source of this 552-nucleotide messenger RNA. Its product is annotated as mitochondrial 54S ribosomal protein bL31m. Gene Ontology annotation, biological process: mitochondrial translation. Lineage: Eukaryota; Fungi; Ascomycota; Eurotiomycetes; Eurotiales; Aspergillaceae. Gene Ontology annotation, molecular function: structural constituent of ribosome. The coding region runs from base 1 to 552 and encodes 183 amino acids. The record is from RefSeq and is a predicted model, not a curated record. Gene Ontology annotation, cellular component: mitochondrial large ribosomal subunit. The transcript has a single exon.